AUGGCACCUAGUGGAGAUGAGGCCGUUAACCUCCUCUCUCUCGAUGGCGGCGGUGUUCGGGGAGUCUCCUCGCUCGUCAUUUUGGAUGCCAUCAUGACCAAAAUGAAGGACAAGUACAAUCUUGAUGAGAUUCCCAAACCAUGCGACUAUUUUCAUAUGAUUGCCGGAACCAGCACUGGAGGGCUCAUCGCGAUUAUGCUGGGACGAUUACGCAUGUCAACCCGAGAGGCCUUGGACGAAUAUGACAACUGCGCCGCCAAGAUCUUCUCGAAGAGUAACCGCAAGAAAUGGAGCGUCUCAGAAAGAUUUCGGGCCACUGCGCUUCAAGAAGCUGUCGAGGGCAUCGUCAAGGCACGCGGUCUAGGGGAAACCAUGUGGGAUCCUGAGCGCCCCGACAAAGGGAAAGCAAUCGUCUGUGUCAUGCCAUCCAAGAGCAUUGAGGACGCCCGGGUAGUACGUUCUUUUCCGGGAGACCCGGGCGAGCCGCAGUGGGACAGGAACAUCACCAUCUGGCAGGCCGCGAGAGCUACCACGGCAGCCUCAUCUUUCUUCAAACCACAAAAGCUAGGCGACGGGCCCGAAGCGCAGACAUACAUCGACGCAGCCAUCGGCGCCAAUAACCCCAUCAAGUACCUCUUGGAUGAAGCAGUACUUGAGUUUGGGACGGGUCGGCGUCUCGGUUGUGUUGUUAGUAUCGGCACCGGUACCCGCCAUAUCGAGUUGGGAAGAGCCAUUACGGGUCUGAAGAACUUUGUUCAAGCCCCUGGCUGGUACAUUCAUCUGAUCAAAGCAUUAAAGUCUAAGGCGACCGACGCCGAGGAAGCCCAUCGCCAACUGCAGUCGAGGCUGGUCCGCUUUCCUGGCUCCUAUUUCCGGUUCAACGUCCCAGAAGCGGCCGAGAAGGUCGGCUUGCACCAUUACGAGAAGAUGCCCGAGCUGAAAUCGUUGACAGCGGGUUAUCUUGGCGAGAGAGCAAUCAGCGAGCAGGUUCAGAAGAUAGCAGAGGUCUUGAAAACAGACGUGUUCCACCACGGCCUUAUGCUCGGCCACCUCAGUCUCGACGAAGAGCAAGUGAUCUUAUCGAACCCGAUCCAGAAACUAGGAAUGUCAAGCUCUUUCUUCACCGGGCGGCAAGACAUCCUGCAAAGCCUUGACUCCCUUUUCUCUGAGCGCAAUACAGGAGGAAAGCCGCGCCGAGAGUGCUUACUACACGGAAUGGGCGGUGUCGGUAAGACACAAAUCGCACUGAAAGUCGGUGAGGUUUUCGAGGACAGAUUCAAGUACAUUUUCUUCAUUGACGGAUCGAUGCCUUCGACAAUCUGCCAGAGUUAUGCCCAAAUCUGCAAGCGGCACAAUCUAGGACACGGCAGUACCGAAGCCAUGGAAAUCCUUGCGAUGCAAUGGAUGGAAGAGCUGACAGAAGAAUGGCUGAUGAUCUUCGAUGACUGCAACUUGGUUGACCGGCGAAGCCACCUCCCUGGCAGAGGCAAGGGGAACAUUAUCUACACCUCUCGGUUGACAUCGCUCAAGCACGGCCUACCCCCUGAUUGCGUUUUUGAGAUCACGCCAUUCGGUGUACCCGACGCCGUCGAGCUUCUCCAGAGAGCGUCUGGCUUCCAAGGCGAUCCUGAAGUCCACCCGGACGCCGCCUUGGCCGAAGAUAUUGUGAAGGAGCUGGGGUGUCUCCCGCUGGCCAUCGACAAAGCAGCAGCGUCUAUCAGGGAUGGGAUGAUGUUAGAUUACUAUCUCACGGGUCUUCGGACUCGCAAGGUUGGCAUUCUCCACGACCCCCGCUUCAAGGACAAAAACGUUGAGAACCCGACAGUCUAUGCCGCCCUAGAACUUUCUUACGCCGCCAUGGAGGCACGGCGGCGCCGUGGAGGGAGGCAAUUCGCCGGCCGUUCCGCCGUGGUGGCUCUCAAGUUAUUGGGGGUGCUUUGCUUCUACCACUACAAAGACUUUCCGAUCACAGCCCUAGAGAGCGCGGCUAAGGAACGGUACAAGCGUAAGGCACAUUUGGUUUACCCGCUAAGCAAGAUCAUGGAGCCCCCCGACUCGGAUCUCGACUGCAUGCUGGAGGUCAAGGAGGACGGGAGCUGGGAUGUGAACUGGGUAUCAGUGGGGUUGAAGGUUCUGGAGACCUUUUCCCUCGUCAAGCGUGAUCGCAAGACAUCCACUGUAUCGAUGCACGUCUUGGUCCACAGCUGGGCCCGACACCGAAUGGAGCAAGAUAUGUACCUUCGAUACUGCCUAGUAGCCAAGAUCAUCCUCAGUGAGUCGAUUGUGCUCUCAUGGAGAUGGCUCGACAAAACAGAUGCCCGGUUGAUGGGUCCGCAUGCUGCCGCGUGCUUGGUGCGUCGAUCGAAAGAGCUGCAACACGAUGAGUACGAGGCCCAAUUGCAGCUAAAAAGGGGGUGGAUGUAUGAACUGAACAAGGGAUUUGAGGAUGCCGAGAGAGAAUUUCUCAAGUGCAUGCGUUUCUGGAAAGUGGAACAAGGCAACGAUUCCUGGAGCGUUAUCAACACUCUACAACGGUUGGCCGCGCUCUACCAUGAGAUGGGCCGUUUGGGGGAUGCUGAAAUGGCUUACUUGGAAACCGCCAACAGAAUGCACAAGAGGAUCAAGGAAUGUGAGGAUGCCAUGGCGGCUGUGGAAGAGGCCGAACAAAACGCAGUUUCCCAGGACCCUUCUUCUGAGGCUCGAUCGACUUGCGAUCCAGAAAACCUCCCUCAAAAGCCGUCACAGAUGAGGAACCGCUCAUCCAGAACCCUCAGGCGGCUCCUAGAGAACAGUCGGGACGGCUUCUCGAAAGGGAAAGAGGUGGUCAAACCCACCGAUCUAAGCCCACCACCGGAACAGAUAGUCGCGAAAACAGAAAGACCACAACCUCCUGACGACAUUGACCAACUCUGGACACGAUACAAUAUUCUUCACGGAAAGCUAGCGAAGGUGUAUAUGGAUCAGGACAGGUACGGCAUGGGCAAGCGCAUGCUCCUCAAAGCUGCCGAGAACCUCGAGAGUUUGCUGCCAGAAGACGACCCGGAGCUCCUGAGGGUCCAAAAUGAGGCAAGAUCGAUCACAACGCCUGGGGACUACAAGUUUUGGGCGAAGCGUCUGAAGCACUGGUAUGCCCUUGAGGAUGAACCAGAUAAUGCUGAGUAUCGGGACCCCGAGGUUGGGUGGCAGCUCAUGGUUGCGUACGCCGAUUGUCUGCUCAAAAACAAGAUAUAUGACGAGGCAUACCGGCGGUACUGUGAGGCGAAAGAGAUCUUCGAGCGAAUCUAUGGGCCCUACGACAAGAAGAUACUGGAAAUCUUACGUCGCAUGGUCGUUUGCAAGAUAGAAGCCAACGAUGGUGACCUUGCGGUGGGAAUCGCGAGAGAGUGCCUCGGCCGGUCAAGGCGGUCAACGUCGAUGGAUGAGGCAUGGAAAGAGUCUAAAGCCGAGUUGGAAGUCAUGAAGGCCGAGCUUGGGGAAGAUCAUAUCCUGGUCAAGCGCUUUACCCGUUUUGUGGGCAAUGGUCCAGCAAAAACCCGCGAGGAGCAACUUAAAAAGCUUUCUGAGUGCUUUGGCCCGGACAGCACAUUGGCCAAACAAUGCCAGAAAGAUAUCGAGGACGAGAGGCAGACCACCUUAGCUGAGGCUAAAGACCAAGAUGACCAAAUCAACCCUGCUAAGCCUCGUCGUCGUAUCUAUCUUUGCGCCUGCGGUGAACUCGAACAUGCGGAGGGAUCGUGGCAGAACGAGGCCCAUGGAAACGAGGCAGCUCAGUCCGGCAACAAAGAGUGCAGUGUUCGUGAUGGAGGGGAUGGCGAAAGGCCGCAGUCAAAGGUGUGGGACGCCCCACGAGAUUCGGGAGAAGACCUACCGACGGCAACGACGCCUCUGAAUAAAAUAAAGGGCUAUGACAAGGACCGGUGGCUAAAUAUACCUAUGUAUUUUGCUGGCAUGUACUAG
Molecule: messenger RNA, 3957 nt
Organism: Chaetomium globosum CBS 148.51
Lineage: Eukaryota; Fungi; Ascomycota; Sordariomycetes; Sordariales; Chaetomiaceae
Exons: 6
Coding region: 1-3957 (1318 amino acids)
Biological process (GO): arachidonate metabolic process
Cellular component (GO): membrane
Molecular function (GO): ADP binding; protein binding
Source: RefSeq, a predicted model, not a curated record